Molecule: messenger RNA, 5677 nt
Organism: Etheostoma cragini (Arkansas darter)
Lineage: Eukaryota; Metazoa; Chordata; Actinopteri; Perciformes; Percidae
Gene: rims1b
Product: regulating synaptic membrane exocytosis 1b
Exons: 36
Coding region: 550-5601 (1683 amino acids)
Biological process (GO): calcium ion-regulated exocytosis of neurotransmitter; regulation of synaptic plasticity; positive regulation of synaptic transmission
Cellular component (GO): presynaptic membrane; cytoskeleton of presynaptic active zone
Molecular function (GO): small GTPase binding; transmembrane transporter binding
Source: RefSeq, a predicted model, not a curated record
AUUCUCACAUGAGUAAGCGCGCCUCCGCAAAAACGGGGAAAGGAGGGUUGCAUCCCAUUGACUGAGAGAGAGAGAGAGAGAGCGAGAGCGAGAGCGAGAGAGAGAGGCAACACGGACUCCGCCUAUACCGCCCUAACAUCCAGCUCCAGUCCUACGACGGCACCACAGACAGACCAGCUGAGUGCUCCAGGCCCCCCCCUCAGCUCGAUUCAACUCCCGGGGUGAAGAAAACGGACAUGGGCUCCCCGUGAAUCCAGGCGGUGGAGGGCAGAGGCGGGCCGGCGGGGGGUGGGGGGGAACGACGACGAGAGCGUGGUUGGAGAAAAUCAACCAGAGAAGACAAACAAAAGCACAACCGAGGGUGCCUGCAACCAUGAGCGGCUCGCGCCAUUCACCAGGGCUGCGGCGGCCGCUGCCGCUCCGCCCGCGGACCACGGCGUGAGGCGUGGCUCGGAAACGCUCCGGGAAAACCUGUCAGCCGAAACGACUCGCCGAGGAGGAGAAGGAGGAGGUGGUGGGGAGGUGGUGGUGGUGGUGGUGGUGGAAAAGAUGUCCGCCUCGGUGGGGCCCCAGGGUGGCCCUCGCCCACCCACCGCGCCGCCAUCCAUGCCGGAUCUGCCGGACCUUAGCCAUCUCACCGAGGAGGAGAGGAAGAUCAUCAUGGCAGUAAUGGCUCGGCAAAAGGAGGAAGAGGAUAAAGAACAAGCCAUGCUAAAAACACUGCACCAGCAGUUUGAGAGCUACAAACAGGAGGUGCGUCGCAUCGGCGUGGAGACGCGCCGUCAGCAGACCCAGCUGAAGGACGACGCGCCCACCUGCGGCAUCUGCCGCAAGACCAAGUUCGCCGAUGGCUGCGGCCACCUCUGCUCCUACUGCCAGACCAAAUUCUGCGCUCGCUGUGGAGGGCGGGUCUCUCUGCGCUCCAACAAUGAGGACAAAGUGUGUCUCAUAGUGAAGGACAGGGUAAUGUGGGUAUGCAACCUGUGCCGUAAACAGCAGGAGAUUCUUACCAAAUCAGGAGAAUGGUUUUCAGGGUCAGGGGCGCGACCUGGGAGCCUGGGCACCCCAGCCACUGGAGGUGAGGCCCAACUGGACAGGAAGCUUCUCCGCUCCAGGUCCCAAGCCCCGCCCUCUAGCACCAACGCCAACGCUGGGCCGCCGAACGGGACACAGCUUCCCGCCAGUGUCACUGCUGCCAAGGGGGGCGACACCAUGCCCGGCUCCCGCUCCCAAAGUGAACCACCUAGAGAAAAGAAAAGGCCAGUUUCCCUCCAUGAACAAAAUGGUAAGGGAGGCCUGGGCCGAGGUAGUGGCCGAAGAGCUGCUGGGAAGUUGCCGUCUCAGUCAUCCCUGGAUGAGCGAGUGGUUCCAGGGGAGAGACGCUUAGGAGAUGGGAGGAGGCUGGAGAAGAUCCAUUCUCAGGACUACGAGGACGCGGAGGGGAACUUGGGUCGUUCAGAAACCCAUCGGAGACGGCCAGAGGAUGAGGAGCAGAGGGAGCGCCAGCGCCGUGAGGAGGAGUUCCAGAAUCGUUACCGUAGUGAUCCCAACCUGGCACGAUACCCGGUGAAACCGCAGAAGGAGGAGCAGGAGAUGCGCAUGCACGCCAGGGUGUCCAAGGUUCGGCAUGAACGGCGGCACAGCGAUCUGGCGAUCAAUGAGGUGGGACUGGGGCCUAGCGACGGAGGAGGGGUUGGAAAAGGGGGGGAAGUACCUGAAAACCGUCUGGCCAGGAGGGGUGGAGGUGGAGGAGGGGCGGGAGACCACAAGGCCCUUUUGGAGAACCACCAAGCCUACACUGGGGAUAGGACCGUGGGGGUUGGAGGGGGCGCUCCACCUGCAGGAGGUGGAGGGAGAUCAGGAACCCAACCUGGGGGACCGGUGCCUCCAGAUUGGAGCCAGAACAAAGGCCGCCUGGAGCACGGUCCGACACGGACACCAAGGGACAAGGGUGGGGAGAACCUGCUGAGAAAGGACUCUCAGAGCUCGGACCAGUCUGAGUCCCUGCGGCCGCCCCCUCCACGGUCAUACAAGAGCAAGCGCGGAGUCAACAAGAGGCAGAUGUCCAUCAGCAGCUCAGAGGAGGAGGGCGGCUCCACGCCCGAGUACACCAGCUGUGAGGACGUGGACAUGGAAAGCGUCAGCGAGAAAGGUGACUGGGACUGUCAUUCUCUAGAUCCUACAGUGUGGCAUCAUCCAGUUACAUGGCAGCCGUCCAAAGAGGGCGACCACCUAAUCGGACGCAUCACGCUAAGCAAGAGGUCAGCAAUGCCCCGCGAGGCUGGCUCCCUCCUCGGCCUAAAAGUGGUAGGAGGGAAGAUGACAGAGUCAGGGAGACUCGGGGCCUUCAUCACCAAAGUCAAGAAAGGCAGCCUUGCAGAUGUUGUGGGACACCUACGAGCAGGUGACGAGGUGCUGCAGUGGAAUGGGAAGUCGUUGCCAGGGGCAACUAAGAAAGAAGUGUACAACAUUAUCCUUGAAUCCAAGGCUGAACCUCAAGUGGAAAUAGUUGUUUCAAGACCUAUAGGCUCUAUCCACCGAAUUAUGUCCAAAAACUUCUUGAGAAAAGUAUUUAGAGCAUAUCAAGACAUCCCAAGAAUCCCAGAGUCAUCCCACCCUCCUCUAGAAUCUACAGGCUCCAGUUCCUUUGAGUCGCAAAAGAUGGACCGUCCCUCGAUAUCAGUGAUGUCCCCUACCAGCCCCGGGACCCUCCGAGACCUUCCUCUGGUACUGCCUGGACAGCUCUCUGUGAAGCUGUGGUACGACAAAGUGGGCCAUCAGUUGAUCGUCAACGUCCUUCAAGCCAUAGACCUGCCACCCCGACCAGACGGAAGACCCCGAAACCCCUAUGUCAAGAUGUACUUCCUGCCUGAUAGGAGUGAUAAGAGUAAACGGCGGACUAAAACGGUGAAGAAGAGCGCUGAACCCAAGUGGAACCAGACCUUCCUAUAUUCCCACGUUCACCGGCGGGACUUCAGAGAGCGCAUGCUAGAGAUCACAGUGUGGGACCAGCCCAGAGUCCAGGAGGAGGAGAGUGAAUUCCUGGGAGAGAUCCUGAUAGAGUUGGAGACGGCCCUGCUGGACGACAUUCCUCAUUGGUACAAACUCCAAACACAUGACAUGUCCUCUAUACCUCUGCCCCAGCCUUCCCCGUACCUCCCGCGCAGACACGUCCAUGGAGACAGCCCCAGCAAGAAACUACAGAGGUCUCAUCGCAUCAUUGAUUCAGAGUUUGAUGAUGGUUUGAUGGUAGUGACUAAAGAUGCAGAACGUAACUCCAGGGAGAGAGAGCGGGGCAGUACGUUGGCAGUGCCGGAGCAGCAGCGGCCCGUCCAGCACCGCUCCCGUUCAGUGUCCCCUCACAGAGAGGACUCCUGCAGGGCUCGGUCGCGGCCCGCACACGUUCCCAUGCAAAGGAGCCUGGAUGAGAUCCACCAGAACCGCCACCACUCCAACUCCCCUUCCCGUUACCAUGACUCGCACUUAGAGCAUCAACGCUCCGGGGACUCGGACUACGAGUACUCUGAGGACAGUGAGGUCCUGGAGGUGCACAGGUCUAUCCGGGGCGGGAGUGCCGAGUGCCUGCACACAAACAGGGGCAUAGGUCGAUACAGCAACACACUACCCCCCAAAAUGCCCCUGUUAGUAAACGGUAUCCAUAAAGACAUUUACAGCUCCACUCUCCCCGCAUGCCUAAAGAGCAAGCCGUACCACCGGCAGGAAGGGGGCAGCACCAUGCCUCGUAGCAUCCUUACACACCGUGUGCUCAGGUUCACUGAUGAGGUCACGGUUAGCGACCUGCAGCCGUCGUUGGACAGAGUGAGGAGUGCAAGCACCACCUGUCUGAGACCAGACACCAACUUUCACUCCCCUGACAGAGACAGGUGCUCCAACUCUUUGCCCCGCAAGAUUCCACCAAGCCCCAGGAUCUUAGUAGAACAUGUUGGCCCUGAGGAAGACAGGCAGUGUAGCAAUUCAUCAGGUCCAAACUGUCAAAGUGGCAGCAAAAACAGCCUGGAGGGGGACAGUCGUAUCCAGCCCACCUCUAUCCUGAGGGGCAGUAGGGGGAGAGGGGGCCUGCUGAGGCCCUUUGGUCAGACAGCCUUGGCUGGGUCCUGCCUAAACUCGCCACGGCUAGACAGAGCACACCCUCAUGGCAGCCCCUCCUCUCCAACGGGGACUCCCUCAUCAGGUCGCAGGGGCAGGCAGCUUCCUCAGCUCCCCGCAAAAAGCAGCAGUAUAGAGCAAGCCCUUGCAGUAGAGGAGCGAGCCCGGCAGCUGCAGAUGAAAGUACAUUCCUACCGGCCUUCAGCCUCCCACGACCCCGAGACGGACCUCAAGACCAAACGGGAGAUGUACGCGGAACAGAGGCGAAGCAGCGACAACAUGUCGGCCAGAUCGUCAGACAGCGAUAUGAGUGACGUGUCGGCCCUCUCCCGUGCCAGCAGUGCCUCUCGCCUCAGUAGCACCAGCUACAUGUCCAUCCAAUCAGAACGCCCCGGAGGACGACUCAGAUCCAAGUCAUUAGAGGAGGAGAAGAGAGACAGGAGGAUCUCGUGGGGGGUGAAUGGAGAGGAGGAGAGGAGGAGCUCAACAGGACAGAGACGGUUCUCUGCAGAGUUGAAGCGCAGGAGACACACUGUAGCCGGAGACACCGGGGAGUCCAGUCGGCAGCUGCGAUCAGCGGGCCGCAACAUGCUGAAGAGCUCCAGUGUGAGUGGAGAGAUCUACACCCAGGAGCGCACCGACGGCAGCCAAUCAGACACCGCUCUGGGGACGGUGGGCGGCGGCAGCAAGAAGAGACGCUCCAGCCUCAGCGCGCGGGUGGUGGCCAUCGUCGGCAACCGUCGCAGCCGCAGCACUUCACAGAUCAGUGGCCCUGAGGGUAAGAGUAAGAAGGAGAAGGGUGCACCUAUCCAAAGGAGCACAGAGACCGGCAUGGCAGUGGAGCUGACCAGGAACAUGAGCCGCCAGCCCAGCAAAGAGUCCAACAACGGCAGCAUGAACAGCUGCAACUCUGAGGGGAAUUUGAUCUUCUCUGGAGUCAAUCUGGGUGCCAGCAGUCAGUUCAGUGACUUCCUGGAUGGCCUGGGACCGGCUCAGUUAGUGGGGAGGCAAACCCUGGCCACCCCCGCCAUAGGUGACAUCCAGAUCGGUAUGAUGGAGAAAAAGGGUCAGCUGGAGGUGGAAGUUAUCAGAGCUCGAGGACUGGUACAAAAACCAGGAUCCAAAUCCCUCCCUGCUCCAUAUGUCAAGGUCUAUCUGCUGAAUAAUGGAGCGUACGUAGCCAAAAAGAAAACCAAGAUUGCACGGAAAACACUUGACCCACUGUACCAGCAAGUACUGCUAUUCGAGGAAAGCCCACAGGGUAAAGUCUUACAGGUGAUUGUAUGGGGAGACUACGGCCGCAUGGACCAUAAAAGCUUCAUGGGAGUUGCACAAAUCCUAAUGGAGGAAUUGGACUUAUCAAGCACAGUCAUUGGUUGGUACAAGUUGUUCCCACCGUCGUCCUUGGUGGAUCCGACACUUGCCUCCAUAACGCGGCGGGCUUCCCAGUCGUCCCUCGACAGUUCCUCCGGACCUCCUGGGGUCCGAUCCUAGUGGACCAACAGCUCUACAUCGCUCCAACCAGUAACAGACUCAUGAAACGCACUGUAGAGAGAAACAAACACACACA